AUGAUCAAAGUGAGGAGCACCCUCGAUUUCUUGCCAGGUUUAAAAUUCAUGGCGGCGUCUGCAGAGAUUAGCGACGGAGAUCACGAUGCUGUGGAGCUUAUGGUGUGUCUGUGUGACGCUUCAGCAUCAGCACCGGCACCUGAUGAAAUCAGUGGCGAUGACUAUCUGCUAAGAAGAGAGUGGUGGAGAUACUGA
Dovyalis caffra is the source of this 195-nucleotide messenger RNA. Lineage: Eukaryota; Viridiplantae; Streptophyta; Magnoliopsida; Malpighiales; Salicaceae. The record is from the annotation of a GenBank genome assembly.